UUCGUAAAAGAAUUUCCUUGACAAAACUUUGACAAAAUGACAGAAAUAAACGAUUAUGAAAUAGAACGACAAAAAAAUAUUGAACGCAAUCGCGAACUACUAGCACAAUUCAACCUCGUUGAAGCGCGCUCUGCAUUACAACAAGCAGCACCAGCGUCCGUUAAGAAAGAUACCGAAAACAUACCUGUCAAAACCGAGAAGAGAAUCAGAAAACCUACGAAAAAACAAGCUGAUCCACUACCUGCACGAAAAUCAUCACGUCUACGUGGUAUUGAGCCGCCCAAGAUCCAAAUUAAUGCGGGCGAGUCUGUCCAAGGAUCAGAAGAGGAUAUUGAGGCACUUAUUACUACUGAAGAUGAAUUAUUGGAGGGAAAACUACUGGAGGCGGAUGAGUACUUUGAUGGAAAAGUGCGACAGAAUGCGUACAGGACAGAUGGACAUUACACGAGUUGGAUCAACCCGGAGCUGAUGGCAAAGCACGGCUUUGAAAACAAUGCAGCUGACGCUUGGGAAAAGAAUGGAGGUGGUACUUUUUCUUACAAAGAUCCACUGGGUACUGGAAAGAAAAAGGGAGGAUCCCGCGUUAACGCAAAGGUGGUGGCAAAACUGAUGUUUAAGAAAAAUCCAAACGCAUACUUUUAUCGACAUACUGAGCCGGAUGUUGAGCAAUGGGUUACCGAAUGGACGGAAGAGGAAAAAAAUCUGUUUCUGGAGACGGCCAAAAAAUACGGAUGUGGUGAUAAGUGGGGUCUUUUUUCAACCUAUAUACCUCACCGCGUUGGAUAUCAGUGUAGCAACUUUUACAGAAGCGUUAUAUUGCCUGAAGGUCUGAUUUUCGACAAGAACUACAAGGUUUGUUCAGUAAGAGCUUUUGAACGAUAGUUUGACCUUGUUUCAUAUCAACAUAAUGACGUGUACUAGUAUACCCACAACGGCAAGGCUAUCUACAUUGGAUCUCACAGAUCACGGGGCUAAAUAGAAGCGUGUGGUUGACCGUCACGGUAAUCCUGCGUUUCGUUGAGCCCGCACACCCUCCCCCUCCCACUUCUUUCAU
Molecule: messenger RNA, 1054 nt
Organism: Zychaea mexicana
Lineage: Eukaryota; Fungi; Mucoromycota; Mucoromycetes; Mucorales; Lichtheimiaceae
Exons: 12
Coding region: 37-882 (281 amino acids)
Biological process (GO): regulation of DNA damage checkpoint
Cellular component (GO): nucleus
Molecular function (GO): DNA binding
Source: RefSeq, a predicted model, not a curated record